Phragmites australis (common reed) is the source of this 1202-nucleotide messenger RNA. RefSeq names its product expansin-A11-like. The record is from RefSeq and is a predicted model, not a curated record. The coding region runs from base 152 to 889 and encodes 245 amino acids. The transcript is spliced from 3 exons. Gene Ontology annotation, cellular component: extracellular region. Gene Ontology annotation, biological process: plant-type cell wall organization. NCBI's taxonomy places the organism in Eukaryota, Viridiplantae, Streptophyta, Magnoliopsida, Poales, Poaceae.
GGCAAGUUGAGGUAGCAAUAGCAAGCCUAGUGGUACUCAUCUAGUACUGCAAGUACGUCUGCAAAUCCCUAGCUAGAUCCAUCCAUCUUAAUUAGUUUGCCUCUACUGACCCGCUUGUUGCUCCUUUUUAUUAGAAGGAUAUAUACUAUACAUGGAGUCGCUAGGCUUGCUGGUUCUUCUCAUCGCCGCGGUGCUCGAGCUCGCCGGCGCCGACUCCGGCUGGAACAGCGCCCGCGCCACGUUCUACGGCGGCAACGACGCCUCCGGCACAAUGGGAGGAGCGUGCGGAUACGGCAACAUGUACAGCGCGGGGUACGGGACGAACACGGCAGCUCUGAGCACGGCGCUGUUCAACAACGGCCGGAGCUGCGGCGCGUGCUUCGAGAUCCGUUGCACCGGUGGCAGCAGCUGCCUGCCCGGCUCCGCCGUGGUGACGGCCACCAACUUCUGCCCGCCCAACUACGCGCUCCCCGGCAACAACGGCGGGUGGUGCAACCCGCCGCAGGCGCACUUCGACCUCGCCGAACCCGUGUUCACCCAGAUCGCCCAGGCCCACGCCGGCGUCGUGCCCGUCCAGUACAGGCGGGUGGCGUGUGCCAAGACGGGCGGCAUCCGGUUCACCAUCACCGGCCACUCCUUCUUCAACCUGGUACUGAUCACGAACGUCGGUGGCGCCGGUGACGUGACGGCCGUGUCGGUGAGGGGGUCGCGGACAGGGUGGCAGUCCAUGAGCCACAACUGGGGCGCCAACUGGCAGAGCGGCGCCAAGCUCGACGGCCAGCCGCUAUCGUUCCAGGUCACCACCAGCGACGACCGCACCGUCACGUCCACCAACGCCGUGCCAGCCAGCUGGACCUUCGGCCACACCUAUGUCGGCAACCAGUUCUAGCUGGCCGGCCACCGGCGCAAACUCUGUCGCGAUGACCAGACCCAGCGUGUGUGCGUCGCCGGAGGAGGGCUCUGUUUUGAAGCAGCUCUCUCGAGAGCGGCGGCAAUGCCUCUGCUGUUGUGGCGCGGUUACGUACAGUGACUUUACGUUUUUGCGCCCUGCUUUGCACUCAGUCGGCGUGCUUUGCAGGGAUGCUUGAAUCUUGAUUAGUCAAGGGCUCGAGCUCAGAAAAUUAAUUGCAUAUCUACGCUUGCUUGAACUGAUGGAAUGUAAUGGUGGCGACGUUUAUGUCCCGAGCUAAUUAUGUUUCCCU